GGGCGCGGGCGGCGGGCGGGGGAAGAUGGCGGAGCUCGGUAAGAAGUACUGCGUGUACUGCCUGGCCGAGGUGAGCCCGCUGCGCUUCCGCUGCACCGAGUGCCAGGACAUCGAGCUGUGCCCAGAGUGCUUCUCGGCCGGCGCCGAGAUCGGCCACCACCGCCGCUACCACGGCUACCAGCUGGUGGACGGCGGGCGCUUCACGCUGUGGGGGCCCGAGGCCGAGGGCGGCUGGACCAGCCGCGAGGAGCAGCUUUUGCUGGAUGCCAUCGAGCAGUUCGGCUUCGGAAACUGGGAGGAUAUGGCUGCUCACGUUGGCGCUUCCCGGACUCCCCAGGAAGUGAUGGAGCAUUAUGUAAGCAUGUACAUCCACGGAAACCUGGGGAAAGCCUGCAUCCCCGACACCAUCCCCAAUCGGGUGACAGACCACACCUGCCCCAGUGGAGGCCCCCUGUCUCCCAGCCUCACCACCCCCUUGCCUCCCCUAGACAUCUCGGUGGCCGAGCAGCAGCAGCUGGGCUACAUGCCGCUGCGGGACGACUACGAGAUCGAGUACGACCAGGACGCCGAGACGCUCAUCAGCGGGCUCUCGGUCAACUACGACGACGACGACGUGGAGAUCGAGCUGAAGCGCGCGCACGUGGACAUGUACGUGCGGAAGCUCAAGGAGCGGCAGCGGCGCAAGAACAUCGCGCGCGACUACAACCUGGUGCCCGCCUUCCUGGGCAAGGACAAGAAGGAGAAGGAGAAGACGGCCAAGCGCAAGGUCACCAAGGAGGAGAAGGAGCUGCGGCUGAAGCUGCGGCCGCUCUACCAGUUCAUGUCCUGCAAGGAGUUCGACGACCUGUUUGAAAACAUGCACAAGGAGAAGAUGCUGCGCGCCAAGAUCCGGGAGCUGCAGCGGUACCGGCGCAACGGCAUCACCAAGAUGGAGGAAUCGGCCGAGUACGAGGCGGCCCGGCACAAGCGGGAGAAGCGGAAGGAGAACAAGAACACGGCCGGCUCCAAGCGGGGGAAGGAGGACGGCAAGGACAGCGAAUUCGCCGCCAUCGAGAACCUGCCCGGCUUCGAGCUGCUGUCGGACCGCGAGAAGGUGCUCUGUAGCUCCGUGAACCUGAGCCCCGCUCGCUACGUGACCGUGAAGACCAUCAUCAUCAAGGACCACCUCCAGAAGCGGCAGGGCAUCCCCUCCAAAAGCCGCCUGCCCAGCUACCUGGACAAGGUCCUGAAGAAAAGGAUUUUAAACUUCCUCACGGAGAGCGGCUGGAUUUCCAGGGAUGCUUCCUGAAGGCGAGUCGCUGUGAGACCUGGAAUGAUGCUAAAGAGCUUGUGAGCCAAAAUGACCGGGGCCGGGGGUGGGGUGGGGGGGCAGGGGAGGGGCGAGGAAACGCUUUUUUUCCCCGUUCCUCCUUUUUAAACAAAUUGAGUUCUUUUUGGGGGGUAUCAGUUCUUCUUAUGGUCCUCUUUAGAAGCAAUAGUAACACUCACAUCGUGGGGGAGACGAGUAUCUAUUUUAACUUAGUCCUGAAGGUAAUACUUUAAGAUGACGAUUCGCCUUUAAGUGUUCAGUUUGGAGAAAAUUAGGAGAUUGGGCAAUUUCCCUGUAUUUGUGAGUUUCUUCCCUUUGGUGCAUGACUGUCGCGCUGUGGGCAGAGGGGCGCCGUGCCCUGCCGGGCUGCCAGCUUCGCCCUGUGACCUGACACCCCGGCACAGCCCGGCACGGGGCACUUUAGACGGGGGCCGGGCAGGGCAGGUGGAAGGGAGGCCGGGGAAAGACGGGACAGGGCGUCCGUAGGGCCUGGAGAGGAGGAAUCUGGUGUGGAACAGGUUGGCCAAGUGGCGCGUCCGUAGCUCCCGAGUCUGACCGCCCCCGCUUGCUCGCGGGGGGCUCACUGUGGGAGGAACAGCGGCCCUUGGCAGGCUCCCUAGGGUCUCGGGGGACACCGGGCCCAGCACGGACUGCCAGAAUGCUGGGGCUGCUUUUGGCUGCUCUGAGAGCUUGCAUGCGGGAAGAACUCGUUGUAGAAGGUUCACGGCUGAGAGUUCUCUGGGUUCGGGCGUUAGCUCCCCCCAGGGUUUUCACCCUGGUUGCAGGUGCCUCUUUCGCUGCGACUCUGGCCCUGCAUCUUACUCGGGGUGGCGUCAGGCGCUCAGCUUGGCGGGGGGCGAGGCCUGGGCACCGCGUCUCUGGGUCACCGUCUUGAACCACACUCAGAGGUGGCUUCUGCCCGGCCCUGUUUGGAGACGCUCCCAGGGGCGCUCUCUCGUGGACCCGGACGGCCCUUCCUUCCGGAGCCUGAGGGGGGUCCCUCGGCUUCCCGCCGCUCAGGGCUCCCGUGUCCAAGGCCCUGCUUUGCUUUGGAGUCGGUGGAGCGGCCGGAGCCCAGCGGUCGGCUCCUCCCGGGGCACGUCCUGCCUCUCCUCCCUCAUAGCUACCAAGACUGUUUACCUCCCGGAGUGUUUGGGCUUGAAGUUACAUUAAAGUGAAGUUAUUUGAAAGAAAAAGGAAGAAAACCUCAUCAUUAACAAGAACGACUUAAUUACGGUGCCUUUUCCUUUCUUUUUACGUUCUUCUGUCCUCUAGGGGUAAAAGUUUCAGCAUUAAAUAAGCCCUUCAGACACACUGUACAUGGCUUUAGUUGUAAACUGCACGGCACGCUGGCAGAGAAGCGCUCCCUGUGACCUAACGAGGAGCCCAGGACGUCUCUGUGAGCGCGCAGUAGCGGGCAGCGCGGUCGCUCGCGGGCGCCCCGCAGGAUAGCGACGGCUGGCGGAGCGCGGUCCUGUCUACCGCUGAGCGGAGAUGGAGACAGAGCUACGUUCCCGCAGGUGUUCCAGCCAGUGGUUCUCACCUGGGGCUCCUGGGCUGGCAGCGUCAGCAUCCCCUGGGAACCUGCUAGAGAUUCAGGUACUCAGGCCCCGCCCCAGUCCUCAGAAACUCCAGGGGUGGGGCCCGCAGAGCUGUGUUUUUACUGGCCUUCCAGGUGACCCGGAGGCAGGCAGAAGUUUGAGAACCACUGGCUUUAGCUACUCUGAUGUCACUGAUUUUCUACAUCAGAUUCCUAGUUUGAUGAGGUUUUAACUCUAGUCUUAUUUUUAUAUAAAAUGACUGCCAGACUUUCAUUAAGCUUGAGAAGCAAAAGCUCCCUGUAAAUGUGCGUGGCCCUGGCUGAGAGCUGUCAAAUGAAAAACUUUUGUGUUUAAGCAGGUUUUCAGUAUGUGUAUCUUUUUGACGGUAUGAAGAAUUUAUUUAGGCUUGACUGUUUUUAAACAAACAAACACCAUGAUGAAUGUAUAAUUUAUGUUAAAGUAUUAGAACGCUUCGUUACAAGGGAAAUGUAGUUUUAUGAUUGGUUGCCCCUUAUCCCGUUCAACUCCAGCUAUUACUGUCACAUCAGUCCUUACCCCGCUGUUUGUUAGCUCGGAGCCUUUAAAUUUCUAUAUUUAAUUCUCAUGAUAAAUUAGUCACCAUAAUCCCAUGGAAUUAAUUAGGUCUUUUCAGAAUUUAAACUCUUUGAGUCACAAAAGAUAAUCAGCUAUUCAGAAUAAUGCUCUGGGUGGCCAACAUUCCGAGAAUGUAUUAAAACCGAAACUCUGCCUACUGUUCUUAUUUCCCUUUUACGUAUUAAACAGGUUGAGAACCAAACAGUGUCACUGCUUGCUUUUUAACCGCCUGCCCCUGGAGCCUUAGCUUUUCAGUCUCAUAGAUGGUAUGAGCCAGCCUUCAAAAUCAGGAUGGGGGACAGCCCGUGACGUCUUAGUGUGGCACUUCCGUGUGUGUCACACCAGUUUUUCCUCCAAACCAUGAGGAGUUAGUUAGAAUAGAGUUCAGUGAAGCAGAAACCCUUCACGCCACUCUCCUUCCCUGAAAGAAGCGGGACACCCAGAGCUCUCGUGGAGCCAGGCCAGGAGAGCCUAUGGUGAGUAGACAGCGCUGCCUCUGUCACCUACACGUGCUACGAAUCCAGGCCGCGAUUACACAAAACCCGGGAACUCGACGAGAGUGCGGUGCGCGGGUCUUUAACUGCCAGUGUCGGUGUGUACAAAAUUACCUGUUUUCCUGUUAGCAGUGACCGACCGUGGAUGAGUGAAGAACAGUAAACAAACAGCUGAUCACCUUUAAGCGAGACCGUCACCUCUAGGUCUAGCACCUUUUUGCAGGCGCGGCUCUAGGUGAAAAGGGAUGGGAGGGGACUGCACACGUUCCAAGAAAUUAGUUUGAAAAUUACUUUUCUCAUUCACCCUCAUUUUACAGAUGAGUCCAGGGAGGCGAAAGGCUGUGCUCACAGCCACAGUGUAACGAGCAGGCGUAACUCUCGGCCGUUUCUCAAUACGCUGUACUGCUGCCUUUAGUUCUGGGCUAUGCUCUUGACCAAGUUAUUUAAAGCAGCUUAAAAGAAAAGGAGGACAGGCUUCCCUGGUGCGCAGUGGUUAAGAAUCCGCCUGCCAGUGCAGGGGGCCGGGAAGAUCCCACGUGCCGUGUACCAACUAAACCCGUGCGCCACAACGACUGAGCCUGCGCGCCACAACCACCGAAGCCCGCGCGCCUAGAGCCCGUGCUCCGCAACAAGAGAAGCCACCGCAGUGAGAAGCCCGCGCACCACAAUGGAGAGCAGCCCCCGCGCGCAGCAACGAAGACCCAACGCGGCCAAAAAUAAAUUUAUAAAAAGGAGGGGGGGGGGGGGAGUUUCUUGAAAUGGUAUAAAUUGGAAUUUUAAUUAUGGGAGUAUUACCUCCACCUUUCAAAUCGACUCCCCACCUUUUUUGUGCAGUAAAUCGAAGUAAGGGUAUUGACCUUUAAUCCUAGAAGCACCUCUUAGAAGCAAAGCUAGUGGAAGGUUAUUUUCCCCUGGUUUAUA
Molecule: messenger RNA, 4859 nt
Organism: Physeter macrocephalus (sperm whale)
Lineage: Eukaryota; Metazoa; Chordata; Mammalia; Artiodactyla; Physeteridae
Gene: TADA2B
Product: transcriptional adaptor 2B
Exons: 2
Coding region: 26-1288 (420 amino acids)
Biological process (GO): chromatin remodeling; regulation of transcription by RNA polymerase II
Cellular component (GO): SAGA-type complex; nucleus
Molecular function (GO): transcription coactivator activity; chromatin binding; zinc ion binding
Source: RefSeq, a predicted model, not a curated record